This is a messenger RNA of Adelges cooleyi (spruce gall adelgid), 4438 nucleotides long. RefSeq lists its product as uncharacterized. The transcript has 8 exons. The record is from RefSeq and is a predicted model, not a curated record. The coding region runs from base 344 to 4036 and encodes 1230 amino acids. Lineage: Eukaryota; Metazoa; Arthropoda; Insecta; Hemiptera; Adelgidae.
CAGUGUGUAACCGGCCGGCUGCCGAAUACGUCGUGCCGUACCGUGUGUGCUCACGUUUGUGCGGUGUUAGCUAUUUGUAUAUGUAUAAUAUUUUCUUAAUUUUUUUCUUUCUUUAAAAAUACGCUUUUGGUCGUGUGUUGUGUUUUGCGAUAACAUCUGAUCUGAUAACUGUUGUUGUUGUCGUCGCCGUGAUGUCCAGCGCUGGUGGUUUUAUCGCGGUGCCGCCUCCGCCAAAGUGAUAUCCCGUUCGUUACCGGUUUUCUGUGUUUUUUUUUUUUAAAAUUUAGUUUUUAUUAAUUUUAUUUUUUCUUUGUUUUCGCUGGUCUUUUUAUUGGUUUUUAUCAUGCCGUUUGUUCAACGCAUCGUCGAGCCCGUUCGUCUGAGCCGGGUCAAGCUUCACGACGACAACGGAGCGCCGACAGUGGACGAUCGUGAGUUGGACGCCGUAACCAACUUUGCACUGGCCAACACCCUCAGACAAAUGGCGUCUGUGGCCACGCUGGCCGACGAAGUGUUCCGAGACCUCCGUGGCCAGUUGUUGGACGUGGCCACUAGAUCGACCAAUCUCAAGUGCCGGGUGCAAGCCCUCGGAGACUUGGUCGCCCGGGUCGACCCCAAAACCGUAACUGUCCCCGAAAGUGAUCUCACGGCGUUCAGUUUGAGGACUGACAACUUCAAGAGCAAACAGCCGGAAACCAAGAACUUGCUGUCGGCCGACAACAGACCCGCUUGGGUAAAGAGACUGUACGAUCAAGCCGGCGUGCCCAGUAAAGUAUACGAAUACAAACACCAGUUCCACAGGGCCGAGACCAGAAGGAGGAAGCGUUCGUUGGACGACAGUUGUCUGCACAACGACAUCGAGCUCAGAAAGCCCGCGGCGUUGACCAACCUUCGGCCGUGGACGUCUGAAGAAGUGCUCGGCGAUAUCACCGUGGCUCCUGAUUGUUCGUCGCGAAUUCCCAGAGAUCCAAGUCCGUCGUACACUGAUCAAGUGGAUCAUAAGCUACCGUCGCCGGAAGAACAACAACACGUGGUGGCACUCAAAUUCCCUCCGCAAAUCGUGGAAGUCGACAUUUCCGGCAGGAGUUUCAACCGCAUGAGUGCGCUCAGGAGAUCCUUGCAAAACGUCGAGUACGAGACGUCGGUUAGGAGGAGAAAGAGCAGAAGACCCCGAGGGAAGAGAAGAAACACUAUUGCCGGUACCGAUCAAAAAGAGCUCGAGGCGGUUAUUGGAUCGUUGUCGGACAGUAACAAAGAUUCGGACGACGUCGUGUCCAGCAGCACGACCGUUGUGGUGACCGAAAAGAAAUCAAAUCUGGACUUGCUAAAAGACUGGGGAAGGACUAGGCUGAAGCAGUUUAAGAGUAUCGAAUCAUCGGCCGGCCUGGCCGCCGUCAAACUAAGAGAAAAGGGCAAGGUAGGCCUGGCGAGAAGGAAAUGGGACAGUAAAGACGAGCCCGUGCAUUCUUCGUCGGGCAAUUGGUCCGCUAGCUCGGAGAGCGGACAGUCUACGUCCACUAGUCACGUACCAAGAUCAAGCGUUAGCAGUUGUAGCGGUAGUACUAAGCCGAAUUAUCAUGGCGGUAGUUCGGUUACCAGCGACGAGGGGGAAACCGGUUCCACGUAUUCGUGCGACACCGAGGGCUAUUACACAUCGUUCCACGUGGACAGCGGUCUCAAGACGUUGCGCGAAGAAGAUCCGCCCCUGCAGCCCAUGUCGGCUUUGCACACCACGUCCGCUUUAAGUCCGAGUUUCCAGUCGUCUUCGGCCGAGAGCGAGUACGACGUUUUCGGCAGGGGCAGCACGUCGACCACGGCCAGCUCGGCCGGAACCGUUUGCACGUCUCUGAUGGUGUCGCCGCCGAACGUGCCUGAGCGGGGUGGAAGCAAGCUGUCCGACCCGUACGGGGGAUCGCUGCCGGACCGGAAUCUGCACGCCGGAUGUCCGCCGAAAGACUCGAUUUACGACAAGUCCAAGACGGCGCCGUCGCGGUUGACAAAAGAAAACGUGACCAGGUACAAGGAGGAACGGCUGAUGAUCGACGUCAAACCUCGACCGAACGUGGAGAACUGCGGCGAUUCGCCGGACAGCGGUCACAACACUUGCAGCUCGCCUGUGGACUCCAUCACCAACCCAUCGGUGGACCUGGAGAUGUCCGAGUGUUCCGACCUGGAGGGCAUCGACCGCGUGGAGAGGCUCAGGGUGAAGACCACCAUCAACACUAGUCGCAUACCAUCCAUGUGUGUCAUCACGCCUCCCAUCAGCGACGACGAGGUCAGUCUAAAGACUCUGCGACAGACCGGGGUGGAAGACUACGACGAGUACGUGACGCUGGCCCACGUUAUGCCAGAGUUAGCCGCCACGGUCCGACCGGUGCAAGUCGUCAACGACUUUGUGCACAUGAACGAACUGCCCGCUGGUUCGCUUGAACGAAAAAAAAUGGGAGCCAGGGUGACGUUGAACGCCGAAGGCAAAGUGAUAUACACGUCGGACAGUCUGAAAAGGAGGAAAAAGAUACACACGACCAACACGUUUGAACCCGGACCGUGCGUGAGUACCAACGUCGAACUGCAAUUGCCGGGCAUCAAGAAAAACGUCAUUUCACAGGCCAUACCGCGGUCUCCUUUGAACAUUAGACCGGUCGCCAAGCAAAUCUUCCCCGUUCAGAAAACCGCCACUAUCUCAAAAACCCACAGUGGCGCUCCUCAAAACCCGCAGCCCAGCAAGCCCGUCAACGCCGGUCCCAUCGUCAACCCGCAACUCAAGCCACUGGUGCCCAUAUCGUUGUCGUGCUCGCCCGGUCAACGGCGUUCUAGGACGUCCGCGCCACCGGUGACGGCCGCCACCGUUAACCACAUGAUGACCCGUCAGUCGUCCCGCGUUGUAUUGCCGGACAGUUGCCGGGAUCCAAACAGCGGUAAACCCGUGUCGCCACUGAUAUCGCCGACCCGGCGCAGUCUGUCGCCCAAGGAAGUGGUGAAAGGCGCGUACGUCCGUAUGCAGGACCCGACCGACUGCUUGGAGACGAGCCUGGACGAAAUCAAAUCGGUUAUCAAGCGCAGCGACAGCUAUAGGCAAGCCAACUCCGACAGCCCGAGGCCGGCAAAGUCGCCGAACAUGUUGAUGGCACUGCAAAAGGCUCGCAGCGAGAACGCUCAAGGAAGCUGCACCGGAACGCCGACCAAAAACAUUAAUAACAAUCGUAACAAUGAUAGUUCUGAGGUGGAUAACAGCAACGUUUCUGCGUCGACGCCCGUAAAAGCGCAUGGCACGCCCAACCGGAUCGACAUGAGCAGCGCCAACCUGUCGCCGAUCCAACGGAGUCCAGCGGGUUGUUACGGUCGGCCAUCGCCCGUUAGCCUGUCCACUAACAACAGCAAACGGUCACCUCCGCCGUCCGCGGUCACCGUACGUCCGGCGUCCGGUCGUUCCGCGAUGGACUUGUACGCUGCCAUACACGAGUCGAAGAAACGGUUACUGGGCGUUUAUCAACCCGUGCCUGCGACGGCGGUGGAACGGCACCCGACGCAGGCAUCGCCACCCGGCCCCGUCGCGGCAGAAAUCAGGCGGCCCGCAGAGCGGCAGUCGGACCGCGUGCACCGUCGAGACAACAAUCCGUCGACGGCACGGUACGACUUCAAGCGGUUGCUGUUGCACGCCAACAUGUCGGGCGGUCGUCGAAACGGUGGCCAGUCGGCCGUCACUAGGCUGCAACAGCCACCGCCACAACCACAGCCGACGAACAGAACUAGCGUUGUCGAAAGCGGCAGUCGGUUGCUGAGGUCUGCGCCGCCUCAACCGAGAUUGCUACAAACGACCGGUAGGGCCGGAAGAGCACAGGCGUCGUGGAACAAGUCGAACGUGCUCUCUUCGACAAUACAGGAAGAUUGUCGCGAAGAUGAGGACGGCUACGGCUCGGGUGUGCCUAAAUCCACUGCACUCGUCAAGCAAACCCUUAGGGGUUUUGCCGACAAAAACAAUUGUUGUGCAGCCGUCGUGCCUACCGUCGUCUCCACUUUAGAAACAGCGCUUUGAUAUCAUCUAAGGUCGUUUAAUAUUAAAUCAACAUCGUGAAUAUUAUUAUUGUAAUGUUCCUCUCGGAGAAUACCAUUAUUAUUGUUUCAUCGGUUGUCACAUGUUAUAAUAUUAUUAUAGUGUACAUUUAUAAUUUAUUUUUCUCAUCGAGACAAUAAUAUUAUUAUCAUAUUCAAGUACCUAUUUCACAUUGUUAAAUAGCUAUUUAUUUAUAUAUUUAGUUAAAGGUAAAUUUUAAAAACUAUCUUAUGAUCGGAAUUGACUAAGCGGUUUUGCUAUUUAUUUUUUUUCUUAUUGGACCGCAAUUUUCUGUUUAUAUAUAAUAAUAAAACGUUUUUGUAAUUAUUUUAUAAAAUAUUAUAAUUAUAUAAUUACGUUCAUGAUAAAAAGAAGAUAUUCUAA